Messenger RNA from Zingiber officinale, 789 nucleotides. RefSeq names its product protein FATTY ACID EXPORT 4, chloroplastic-like. Gene Ontology annotation, cellular component: membrane. Lineage: Eukaryota; Viridiplantae; Streptophyta; Magnoliopsida; Zingiberales; Zingiberaceae. The transcript has 4 exons. Bases 134 to 625 code for a protein of 163 amino acids. The record is from RefSeq and is a predicted model, not a curated record.
UUUCAAGGGACUAAUUUAUAAUUUAGUAAACAUUGGAGAUCUUGCAUGCUAAUAUCAGGAUCUUGUCUACCGACACCGUUCCGAUUCCAAAUCGACCUAGACAUCGGCUUGCGGAGGGGAAAUCGGGCGGCGCAUGGCGUCGGUUUCAUGGGCUGCCUCCGCUCGCCUCUCUCACUGCCGCCACUCCCUUCUCCUACUCCCCUCCUCUCCUUCGUUGCCUCUCUCCAACCUCCCGAUGAAGAAGAGCCAUGGUGGGAAGAGGAAAUCCGGUCUCGUUUGCAGGGCGCAACUCCUCGGCGACCUCGCCCCCGUCACCUCCGCCGCCUACGGAACGCUCCUCCUCGGCGGCGGCAUCUUCGCUUAUGCGAGAUCCGGCAGCAAGGGGUCGAUUCUUGGAGGGAUAUCCGGAGCUUCACUCAUGACCAUUGCGUAUUAUCUUAUGCAAUCACCUGAGACUGAGGAAAUUGGCACGGCCAUCGGAUUCGCCUCUGCUUUUCUAUUUUCUUCUGUAUUUGGCAUACGAUUGGCCGCCACUCGCAAAUUCAUUCCCUCAGGUCUCCUGUUGAGUCUCUCUGUUGGUGCAUUGGCAGUGUUCCUCUCAGCUUACAUGCAAACUAAAGUAUGAACGUCGAACCGGUAGGUUUCAAAUUAUCGGUCAUGUUCGCCAACUACUUCAAAUGUUUAUUUAUGUUGAUCAAAUAGUAGUUUCUUUUUGCAUCAAUGCUCUGAAUCAUGCAUGAACUAAUUUGGUUUAGAACUUCUUUUGAAUAUGAGUUUCUUAGUUGUUUA